This is a messenger RNA of Xenopus laevis (African clawed frog), 985 nucleotides long. It is a transcript of the gene pgpep1.S, whose product is annotated as pyroglutamyl-peptidase I S homeolog. Gene Ontology annotation, cellular component: cytosol; cytoplasm. The record is from RefSeq and is marked provisional. NCBI's taxonomy places the organism in Eukaryota, Metazoa, Chordata, Amphibia, Anura, Pipidae. Gene Ontology annotation, biological process: proteolysis. Gene Ontology annotation, molecular function: pyroglutamyl-peptidase activity.
CGCUAGCAAAAACUCACUUACCACGGAAGGAAAGGAAAACACUGAAAAUGAGGCUUGGGACGCAACCAGAGAUAACAUUUUCACAUGACUCGCUAUUCUCCUGGUUUAGGUAUAAUUUUGGGCGGACCUGUACAACAGGUGACAAGAGCAGGCACAGUUGUGUUGGGUGCCUUUCUUUUUAAGGGGGUCGAAAGAGAUGGAGAAUGAAAAGAUAACUGUGGUGGUGACUGGAUUUGGCCCUUUUGGAGAACACACUGUGAAUGCAAGUUGGGUUGCAGUUCAGGAAAUGGAAAAGUUGGGCUUGGGAGAAGAGGUAGAUUUGAAUAUUUACGAAAUUCCAGUUGAAUAUCAGACUGUUCAAAGACUGAUCCCAGCACUGCGGAAAAAACACAAGCCAAAGGUUACUGUUCAUGUAGGAGUGUCUGGCAUGGCUACAGCUGUAACACUAGAGAAAUGUGGUCACAACACAGGCUACCAGGGCCUUGAUAAUUGUAAAUUCUGCCCUGGCACGCAGUGCUGUGUGGAAGGAGGGCCAGAAUGCUUGCACUCCAUUAUCGACAUAGAUACAGUCUGCAAGAGAGCUGCUGAAGCUGGUCUGGAUGUUCAAUUCACUGUGUCUACUGAUGCUGGCAGAUACCUCUGUGAUUUCACUUACUACACCUCCUUAUACCAGAGCUGUGGCAGAUCAGUGUUUAUCCAUGUACCCCCUCUAGGGAAACCCUACACGGCAGAACAGCUGGGCCAGGCUAUUCAAACCAUCAUCAAGGUGAUUCUUGACAUGCUAGAGCAAUCUGAAGACCAUCUCAAUUGUGGCCACAGUUAUAACUGACCAGGAAGAUAUCCCUUGCUGCAAUACAACUGAUUGACUAUACUGCAGAUUUCUAAGUGCACUCUAUGCAAAGGAAACCCUUUGGUCACCUAACAGGAAAUAUAAUCAUUGGCGCUUAUUUAUACUAUGUCCAAUUUAAAAUUAUUCCUUGAUUUA